Molecule: messenger RNA, 1899 nt
Organism: Brassica napus (rape)
Lineage: Eukaryota; Viridiplantae; Streptophyta; Magnoliopsida; Brassicales; Brassicaceae
Product: elongation factor 1-beta 2-like
Exons: 4
Coding region: 1337-1561 (74 amino acids)
Source: RefSeq, a predicted model, not a curated record
GCGAGGAAUAAUACAUUCCCUAACGUUCCUAAAAAAAAUUACCAUUCACAAGGAAUAAUAAUUCUCUCUUAUUCCCUUUCAUUCCCUUUUUGUAGAGAAUUAAAGAACAAAAUUAUUCCUUGUUAAAUUUGAUAAGGAACAGUCAUUCAUUUACAUUCCUGCUAUUUUAUUUCCAUAUAUUCUUUUUUUAUUUGUUCCUCUUGUUUCCCGGAUGGUCACCAGUCAGACCCUAACGAUGAAUACUUUUGUUCUUUAUUUUCUCUAUAAAAAAAGGAAUGGUAGGGAAUGAGAAGAAAAAUUUAUUCCUUGUGAAUGGGGAUAUUUUUUAGGAACUUUAAGGAAUGCAUUAUUCCUCGCCGUUCCCUGGUCACCAUUCAUAUAUAUAAUAGAUGAGUUUUUACUCACUCCUCAGCCUAUCCACCUCAGCAUGGGGGUCCCACUAAAUUUCUAUGUAUUAAAAAAAACUCUAUGUUUAAAAUUGUUUAAUAGCGAGUAUAGGUUAAUAUCUAAUGGGCUUCAUCAUAGAAAUUAAAGAAAAGACCCAAUUGAAAUCUAUUAUUUUUUCUUAGUUCCGUAAGCGUCGUCUUCCUAGGAGAAAAAAAAAUAGGGCUUUCCUCCAUUGCUUCAGACAAAUUUCAAAACACAGAGUGACUCUUUGUAUUUUUGAUUGCAGUUUCUCUUCCUAAAUCUCUACAUCUCCUCGCCUUUAAUCAAUUCACAAUUAAUGGUCCUGAUUCGUAACCCCUUCGUGAACCUUCCUUAUAUAUUCUUACUCUUCAAAGGAGAAACUUUUCAACUAAAAACUCAUCGAUUCAUAUACCUUAUAACAUCUCCUCGAAAAUGGUCUCUCUACUGCCCCAGAUCCUCAAACCGGCCUCCGCCACUCAACCUUCGACUCUCUCCGGCUUGGUCGUACUAUUCAGUUCAUUGUUGGCCACCUCUUCCGUUUCUGGGAUUUCCACAACAUCAAGAAAGACGGUGAGUUUAUGGGAAUCAUGCUUCGCUUUCUUGACGAAAAGGUAACGACAUCCUCGAUCUGUCACCACUUAUCUAUUAGGACUGUCUUUAAUCGAUUAUCUAACUCUUGCUUCAAUAAUCUCUCUGUUUCAAUCUGCAUAAUUCCGUGAGAAAAAAAUUGUGUUUGUGUUUUGUGUUUUGCGUAUCGCCGGAAAAACCUACAUCUCCAAGUAAAUUUCUCACUUUCCUUCUUUGGCUAUACGAUUCAUAACCUUUUCCAUAGAAUUGAUCGAGGUCUAAGAGAGAUUUUGAUCCCGUAGAGAUCAAUUGUCUGUGGAUGAUGUGAAGGUUUACAUUGCCGUUGUGGAAAAACCCAGUGAUGCUUUCCCCAGUGCUAGCAAGUGGUACGAUUGCCUUUUUCCCUGGAAAAGCUGUUGGAGUGUCAAUCGGUUGCUAUGCUGCUCCUGCUCAAGCUGAGGCACCUGCAGCUGAUGACGAUGAUGACAUGGAUCAUUUUGGUGACGAGACUGAGGAGGAAAAGAAAGCUGCAGAGGAGAGGGAGGCUACUAAGAAGGACACCAAGAAGCCCAAAGAGAGUGGAUAGUCAUUUGUGCUCAUGGAAGUAGAGUCAUUCGAUGAUGAGAUGACAUGAAGAAACUGGAAUCGAAACUGAGUGUAAGCUAUGAACUAUUUGUGUAGGCAGCUUUCUAAUUGGUUCUUUUCUUCUGUUUUUUUGUUGCAGAAAAACUGGUACCAGUUGGUUACGGUGUCAAGAAGCUCACGAUCAUGCUCACAUAAUAUUGAGCUUACAGGCCCAAAGUUUAACCGACCCAAACAAUUUAGUAUUUGUGAGGAAAAAGUUACUAUUUUGUAAUCCAUUAACGACCAAAAAAACUAUGGCAUGCAAUUUUUACUACGGUUUAUUUAAAUUUUAUUUCAAAA